CCGAGCGUGCGUUGUUUGGCUCUGAAUCACUGUUGCCGUCGGAUAAAAAUGGACGGCGGAUGGGAUGGGGGCAGGGCAUGCCGUUCCUUGCCUCUAGCAAGGCACUGGAUCUCAGCCCCCUCCGCACGCGGCUCUCUCUCUCCCUCGACGGCGCACACACCGGUCAGCUGCGCCACCCAGUUUCUCCCUCGACGGCGCCGCUCCCUCCCUCCCCGGACUGCAGGGUUCUCCCCAGCCGUUCUAAGUUGUUGGAAGAAUGAGGAAGGGGCUACAUCCUCAGAUGCAGUGGAUUUCAUAUGUGACACAGAGCGGCAGGCUGAUCAACAUCAUGAUGACAAAGGUGAACCAUACAGGCAAGGUGUACCAUAUGAGGGCAAAGCGACAGAUGGCUCAAAGCCUGGGACAGAUUGCCAAGUUCAAGCGGCGUUACGAGCAGGAAGCGGAGGAGAGCAAAGACAAGUAGAGUUCCGUCUGCAAAGGCGAAAGGAGCUCUAGAUUCUGCCCAUUUCUAGUUAUGAGCUCUGCCCAUGGAAUUUUGUUUCGGAUGACACUAUUAUUCUUCUGUCUGAUGGAUAAUGCAGUUUAACCUCUCACUUGUUGCUCUACUGUGCUCGGAGCUAGAACAAAAACGCAACCAAUUUGUUCCUAUUUUGAUGUUAGUUCUGUUUGUUUUCUC
Brachypodium distachyon (stiff brome) is the source of this 676-nucleotide messenger RNA. RefSeq lists its product as uncharacterized. Bases 257 to 463 code for a protein of 68 amino acids. NCBI's taxonomy places the organism in Eukaryota, Viridiplantae, Streptophyta, Magnoliopsida, Poales, Poaceae. The transcript has 2 exons. The record is from RefSeq and is a predicted model, not a curated record.